AUGGCGACAAAGGCAUUGCAUUUGGAAGUCGUCAGUGACCUGUCUACCGAUGCGUUUUUAGCAGCUUUGAGAAGAUUUGUAGCAAGAAGGGGAAAAUGUAGCGUCAUCUACUCGGAUAAUGGUACAAAUUUCCAGGGAGCAGCGAGAACCUUGUGCGAAUGGUACAACCUGGUACGAUCCGAGGAACACAACCAUAAAAUUUCUUCAACAUUGGCAGCUGAUGGUAUCAAAUGGGAAUUUAUACCACCACAUAGUCCUCAUUUUGGGGGACUCUGGGAAGCGGGGGUAAAAAGUGUUAAACAGCACCUCCGGAGGGUAUUAGGGAACAAUGUUUUGACCUUUGAGGAGAUUUCCACUUUACUUUCUCAAAUUGAAGCAUUAUUAAAUUCCAGGCCACUUUGUGCUAUUUCCGAUACAGAUUUGAACCCAUUAACACCAUCUCAUUUCCUUAUAGGUAGACCAUAUACGGCUAUACCGGAGCCCAGCUGCCUUGAGAUACCACUAAAUAGACUUGGAAGGUGGCAACUCAUACAAAAUAUGAUGCAAGGAUUUUGGCGUCGAUGGCACUAUGAAUACCUAACGUCACUUCAAGAGCGCGCUAAAUGGCAAAAGAAGACCCCGAAUUUUAAAGUUGGUGACCUAGUAGUUAUAAAGGAGCCAAAUAUUCCACCAUCCAGAUGGGCGCUAGGACGAAUUCUAGUCCUUCAUCCCGGCGAGGACGAUCUGGUGCGUGUUGUGUCUCUUCGCACCAAAAAUGGAAUAUUCAAGCGACCAAUAACGAAACUGGCUAUUCUACCUUGUUCCUGA
Molecule: messenger RNA, 807 nt
Organism: Episyrphus balteatus (marmalade hoverfly)
Lineage: Eukaryota; Metazoa; Arthropoda; Insecta; Diptera; Syrphidae
Exons: 1
Coding region: 1-807 (268 amino acids)
Biological process (GO): DNA integration
Molecular function (GO): nucleic acid binding
Source: RefSeq, a predicted model, not a curated record